AUAUAUAUAUAUAUAUAUAUAUAUAUAUAUAUAAAAUAGCACCGAAAUCCAUCAACAGCUCAGCAACACUAUUUACUGUACCACCACCACCAAGAGCCAUUACGUGAAUCUCCAAGAAGAAGCCCAAAAACGCAUUCCCCCAACCGGGUACGAUAUUUUGAUGAUUUAUUGUUCUUAUUUUGUGCUCGGGGGUACGUUAUACAAGAGAUGGCUUGGUUUAGCGGGAAAGUCUCGCUAGGGAACUUCCCUGAUCUAGCAGGGGCGGUGAAUAAGCUCAGUGAGAGCGUCAAGAAUAUCGAGAAGAAUUUCGACACUGCACUUGGUUUCGAAGAUAAACCCGAUUCUAGUACCAGCACUGAAGCUUCGGGAUUAUGGCCAGUUAUGUCCUUUAUGGGGGAAAAAAGCGAGGAUAGUACAGUUGAAUCUUCAGAGAAAACUGUAUCUCCACAGAAAUCAUCAACUGUUGAGGAGAAAGAGUCACAAAAUUCUGACACUGAACAAACCACAGCUUUAGAAGAAAAUCAAAUGCUUGAGAGAGAAAAAGAUGGCGAGCAUCUAGAGAUUGCUGAGAAAAAAGAUGGUGUCAUUUCAGACUCUGGCAAAGCUGAACUCGAAUCCAAAUUGCAAUCAGAACCUAAGGCUGUCGAACCUCCUGAGCCAGAUGUCCAUGAUGUUGAAAUACCAGAUUCAGCUGAUGAAUUACAGGGGAAAGAGAUUUCAGAGGUAGGGCCUGCUGAAAAUUCAGAUACAUUGGAGAUCAAGUCAGAAGCACCCAGGGUUGAUGAAGUCGAGGCUGCUUCCAUCUUACAUAACGACUCGCAUAAUGUGUUUCAUGCCGAGAGCAUAGAUGAACAAGAGACAAAAGCUGAGGAGACUGUAGAACAAAGUUCAAUUCAAGCUGAGGCAUUGAAUGAUGUGCAAGCUGAGGCAUCAGAUAAUGUCCUAGCUGAAGCAUCAAGUGAUAACCGAGCCGAGGCUUCAAGUGAUACCCAAGCUGAAGCUGCAGUUGAUUCAUCCAGUUCACAGCCAAUAAUUAGUGCUGAAGUGAGUGACAUGGCUUGUGAACUCUCCCUGUCCACUGCAUCUCCCUCAGGUGAGGCUUCAGAAAUGGUUUCUGGAUCAGUUUCUAAGGUAGACGAUGGCAAUGAUCAGACGGUAGGAGGAGACGAGGGAGUCAAUCAUGGCAAAGUUGGCAGUAAAGAGCAACGCCUGAGCUCAGGGUUGAAUAUAUCAGACUCUAUAGAUUCCAUGCUUGAACUAGAGAAGGUGAAGACUGAGAUUAAAAUGAUGGAAACUGCAUUACAAGGUGCUGCAAGGCAAGCUCAGGCAAAGGCUGAUGAGAUCGCGAAGUUGAUCAAUGAAAAUGAGCACCUGAAAGUUGUUAUUGGGGAAUUGAAGAGAAAAACCAAUGAUGCAGAAAUCGAGUCUUUGAGAGAGGAAUACCAUCAAAGGGUUUCAACUCUUGAAAGAAAGGUUUAUGCUCUUACAAAGGAAAGAGAUACACUUAGGAGAGAGCAGAACAAAAAAAGCGAUGCUGCUGCUCUUCUGAAGGAAAAGGAUGAAAUUAUUAACCAGGUUAUGGCUGAAGGUGAAGAGCUUUCAAAAAAGCAGGCUACUCAAGAAUCUACUAUUAGAAAAUUAAGAGCUCAGAAUAGAGAGCUUGAAGAAGAAAAGAAAGGUUUGAUGACCAAAGUUCAGGUGGAAGAGAAUAAAGUAGAGAGUAUAAAAAAGGACAAGACAGCUACAGAGAAUUUGCUGCAAGAAACAAUAGAAAAACACCAAGCAGAGCUUUCAGCCCAGAAAGAGUAUUAUACAGAUGCUUUAUCUGCAUCCAAGAAGGCUGAAGCAUUAGCAGAGGCACGUGCUGAUAAUGAGGCCAGAACUGAAUUAGAGAGUCAUCUAAGAGAGGCAGAGGAACGCGAGACUAUGCUAGUUCAGGCACUUGAAGAAUUAAGACAAACUUUUAGUAGAAAGGAGCAGGAGGCUGUUUUUAGAGAGGACAUGCUAUGCAGGGACAUUGAAGAUCUUCAAAAAUAUUAUCAAGCAAGUGAACGUCGAUGUGAGGAGCUGAUUACUCAAGUUCCUGAUUCUACAAGGCCUCUCCUAAGGCAGAUUGAAGCCAUGCAGGAAACAACAGCUAGAAGGGCUGAGGCCUGGGCUGCUGUGGAGAGAUCUCUAAAUUCUCGACUCCAGGAAGCAGAGGCCAAAGCUGCUGUUGCUGAGGAAAGAGAGCAAUCUGUGAAUGAACGCUUGUCUCAAACAUUAUCUCGAAUUAAUGUUCUUGAAGCGCAGAUUUCUUGUCUCAGGACCGAGCAAACACAGUUAAGUAGGUCCCUUGAAAAGGAGAGACAGAGAGCAGCUGAAAAUAGGCAGGAAUACCUUGCAGCCAAGGAGGAAGCUGACACUCAAGAAGGUCGUGCCCGUCAACUUGAAGCACAAAUUAAGGAACUGAGGCAGGAAAACAAGGUAGAGUUACAAGAUGCAUUAACACACAGGGAACUUCUACAACAGGAAAUUGAAAGAGAGAAAGCUGCUCGGUUGGAGUUGGAAAGGACAGCGCACGACCAUUCUACUUCUGCAUCUGAUCAAACUCCUAUUGCAAGGAGCAACUCUGCUUUUGAGAAUGGAAAUUUAACCCGAAAGCUCUCCACUGCUAGCAGCCUGGGCAGCAUGGAAGAGAGCUAUUAUCUGCAAGCAUCUCUGGACACAUCUGACAGUCUUUCUGAACAGAGAAAUUUUGGAGAGGCAACCAUGAAUCCUUACUACAUGAAGAGCAUGACACCUAGUGCUUUUGAAUCUGCCCUUCGUCAGAAAGAGGGUGAACUUGCAUCAUAUAUGUCUCGUUUGGCAUCCAUGGAAUCUGUCCGUGAUUCUCUUGCAGAAGAGUUGGUCAAAAUGACAUCACAAUGUGAGAAAUUACGGGCCGAGUCUGCUCUUUUGCCUGGUGUACAGGCAGAACUAGAUGGACUGAGGCGAAGGCACUCUGCUGCCCUGGAGUUAAUGGGUGAACGUGAUGAGGAGUUGGAGGAACUUCGUGCUGAUAUUGUAGACUUGAAAGAAAUGUACAGAGAGCAAGUAAAUUUGCUUGUCAACAAGAUCCAAAUAUCAAGUACAUCCUCUGGCAAUGCCUGACAAAUUGACUCGACAGAAUGUGGUAUUUACCAUUUACUGUGAAGCUCGUGGUAUAGUUGCAGGGGAUGUGAUUUAUCGUUCGUUCGAACCUUUUUUUCUCUCUCCCCCUCUAUACUUGUGAUUGCGGGGGCAAGCGGCGAUAUAUUCAUAGGAGAUCCUUUUUCAUGAAACCUAGAAUUAUAUUGUAAUUGAGAUGAAUUUGUUGUAUAGCAGAAACCCGAAGGUGACAAAUUUGUUUCUCCAGCUUGAAGAUGAUAUAAAUUUUUGGAUUUAUUUAGUUAUGAUUAAAAUUCUUCA
Molecule: messenger RNA, 3429 nt
Organism: Populus nigra (black poplar)
Lineage: Eukaryota; Viridiplantae; Streptophyta; Magnoliopsida; Malpighiales; Salicaceae
Product: golgin candidate 5-like
Exons: 20
Coding region: 208-3132 (974 amino acids)
Source: RefSeq, a predicted model, not a curated record